AUGGAUUCUCGAAAGCAAUGUCAGUGUAAAGUGUUGUUGUUGGAUGGUACGGAUAUGAAUGUCAUAAUUUCGAAAAAUGCUGCUGGUCGAGAGUUAUAUGAUCAAGUAUUUUAUGCAUUGGAUUUAGAAGAACGAGAUUAUUUUGGUUUGCAAUUUAUGGAUCAUUAUCAUGUGCAGCAUUGGUUAGAUCCGAUAAAGCGAAUUAAUAAGCAAGUGCCAAUAGGCCCACCGUAUACAUUUCGAUUUCGAGUAAAAUUCUAUUCUUCAGAACCAAAUAACUUACGCGAGGAAUUAACAAGAUAUCAGUUCUUCCUACAACUGAAACAAGAUAUUCAGACGGGAAGAUUGGAAUGCCCCAAAGAUACAGCUAUUGAACUUGCUGCUCUCGCUCUACAAUCGGAACUUGGUGAUUACAAUUUAACGGAACACACACCUGCCCUAAUUUCGGAAUUCCGAUUUCAUCCUGAACAAGAUGAAGAAAUGGAAAUUGCUAUUUUGGAAAAAUUCAUCACUUGCCGAGGACAAUCACCAGCCACAGCUGAAAUAAAUUAUUUGAAUAAAGCAAAAUGGAUCGAGUUGUAUGGUGUUGAUAUGCAUACUGUUGAAGGAAAAGAUGGCAACUUAUAUAGUUUGGGUUUAACACCAACCGGUAUGGUGGUAUUUGAUGGUGCUCAAAAGAUUGGUUUAUUUUUAUGGGAAAAGAUUCAGAAACUUGAUUUCAAGAAUCGAAAAAUCACUCUUGUCGUUGAGGAGGAUGCUGAUCAAACCAGUGGACAAGUGCAGCUGCAUACAUUUGUGUUCAAUCUAUCGUCUCAUAAAGCUUGCAAGCAUUUAUGGAAAUGUGCAAUUGAACAUCACACAUUCUUUCGGCUAAAAUAUCACAAGCCACGAAUUGCUAAAGCAUCACAACUAUUCCGAUUGGGUAGCACAUUCCGGUAUAGAGGUCGAACGGAGUACGAAAAUGUACACAAAGAUGGUGGACGACUUUCUCGACGACAAUCAGCCACGUUUGAGAGACGACCAUCGCAACGAUACGGUCCAAGGCAGAGCCUGCUGAAUAAACGGAUACAAAUUCGGAAUGAUUUCAAAAAACAGGUUGGUGCUUCAGCAGGACUACCUGUACCUGAUCUUAUUUUUUCUCCUGAAGGAUCUGCUGCAAACAAUGAUAAGUGCAUUUUGAACAGUAAUGGUAUUGCAAGCAAUGAUGCUGCAGCCACAAUCAAAGGUUAUGCAAAUUCACCACAAAUCGGUACUUUAUUCAACAAGGAUACGACAUGUUACGAACAAAUUAGCAAUAUCAAAGAGCUUGAUAAGUCACCUUCUGCUUCAAGAAAGCAAUAUACUUCAGCAAAAGAAAGAAAUGAUUCAUUAGUGAUUUCAGAAUCUACACCUCGAUGUUUGGGAUCACCAGCAUCAGUAGCAUCAGCAACAGCCUCAACCCGAUCCGCAACUAAUCAUGUCACAAGAAUUGCUAUUAGCAACAAUAGCUCUCAAAUGGGUUGUGCUUCACCAGCGCGUAUUUCAUUGCAAGAUAUGUCAGCCACGCAUUGCCCUGUCAACAAUAGCACAUCACCACUGGGACAUGUUCCAUCUGUUUCGACUACUUCAAAUAUUCGACAGUCGCUUAUUCCAAGAAAUUUCUCGGAAAACAAUUCUUCAAUGAAAUCUUCCGGAUUGCCAAUCUCCAGUCCAGUUACUCCGGCAUCAACAUGUAAAAUUUCACCCAGCAAAAUAUAUACCGAAUCGAUGGUUUGUUCACCGAUUUCUUCGAUCAACAGAAAUUUGAACCAAACUUACGUAGUCUUACCGGAAAAAGAAGAUUUCCAAAAUUCCACUGUAAUCAAUGGACAUGCUCAUCCUACUGUAACCAACGAUUGUUCUUCAAUUCGACAUCCAUCCAUAACAAAUAGUCACCACGACAGGCUAUCGAAUAUUCCUGCUACGACCACUCCUGCUAUUCCUGCUACCGCGCCUUCAUCUUCUCAGAUAGUUAGAACUGACACUUUUACGAAAAAUGAUCGUAAGCUGUUUGAGAAAGCUGAAUACGAUAUCAGAUCUGAUGAAAGUAAUACAGUUUCUGCUAGCCGGUUACCGGAGCUACAAUCACGUAUACCGCAUUUGCGUACAGUAAAGUCUCCUAGCACAACUGCAAUGAAAAAAUCAUGUGUUCCUUCUGCAUCAGCAAUGCAAACGUCAACAGCGAAUUUGGAAUCUGUUGGAGCAGCUAGUGAUAAGACAUAUCGGUCUCGAUUACCGGUGAGAAGUGGUAACUCAGCAACAGCUUCUGAAAUUCAUGGGUCUAAAACUUCUACCUACGAUGAGAAGAUAUCACAGAGUCGGAUACCCAUAAUGGCUAGUAGUAUGCAUCGACCACAUCCUCAUACGCAAUUUACUGGCCAAAUGUAA
Molecule: messenger RNA, 2406 nt
Organism: Cercopithifilaria johnstoni
Lineage: Eukaryota; Metazoa; Nematoda; Chromadorea; Rhabditida; Onchocercidae
Source: the annotation of a GenBank genome assembly